AUGAGUGAUGUUGAGGCGGUUUCCCUACCCGCUGUCCUGGAUAUCGACCAGAAUCCCCUCGCUGCGGUGAAGACGGACGCUCCAGGACCUUCAUCCCCUAAGAAGCCUGAGGUCGUUCCAGCUUCACCCUCACAACGGACGAGUAAUGGUGGAAGCAAUGGCUUGGAACCCGUGGAUUCGGAGAUGGCAGAGCAGGAGGAAGAGCUAGAGGGUCCCCCAAGCCCCAAGGCUGAUUCGGAGGCAGAGACGAUCAUCCAGUCAGGACGAGAAUCCUUAUCACCAGAGAAGAAGAGGAAGCACAUUCGACACGACCCUAUUCGUCAGGCUGUCGAUGGUAUCGAUGGAAGCUCGCGCAAAAGGCCGCGCAUCGAUGCCGACCGUGGAAACCGGCCCUCCAGAGAUUCUCGAGGAUCCCGAUCGCCCAGCCCGUCCCAUCGACCUUCUUCGCCCCCCUCGGUCGUGAAAGUUGAAAAAUCGGAUGAUCCUCCCUCUGUAACGAAAGAGGUGUUAACGGAGAGUAAUGCCAAUGAUGUGGAUAGGCCACGGCCAUAUCGAAAACGAAGUUUCAGCGACAGCGUGGAUGAGAAACGAGAGCGCAGGCGCGACUCCCACGCCAGCUCGACCAUCCGCGAACUCAAGAAUAAUGACAGUCUCUUCCCUCGCCCUCGCCCUCGCCCUCGACUUUCUUCUAAUGCUCGUUCCGUCUCUCCAACUCGCUCCUCCCAUCAACGCUCGGCCUCUGGGUCGCAGCUUCCUCCUAAGAAGAAGGCACCUACCCCGUUGACCGGUUUCCAACGUCAAAGUUCAGAAGAUCGACAAUCAACAUCCUCCUCUGCCAGUGGUUCUCCCAUGCCCAGUACUCACCUCCGUCGACUCGGUUCUGGAGUUGGCGCGUCUGCUUCACCUGCGAAACAAAUGGGUCCCAAAAAGUUACGCGAUAAAAGUGGCCGGACACCUCUUGCCAGGGCAUGUGCCGAUCGAAAGUAUGACCAAGUGGUCAUGCGCCACGGUGAACGUCCUGAGGAUUUGAACAUCCCCGACAACGCUGGCAACACCCCUCUUCAAAUCGCAUCCCUGAAUGGAGAAGGCGCAAUCGUCAAGUUCCUGUUGGGCGCUGGCUGCGAAAUUAACACCAAGAAUAUCGACAAAGACACCCCUCUCAUUGACGCCGUGGAAAAUGGUAAUGUUGAAGUCGUGAGACUGCUACUUGAAGCGGGAGCAAACCCCCGCACCGUGAAUGCUUCUGGAGAUGAACCCUACGAAUUAGUCCCACAAGAUCUGGAAAAGGACGAGUACAAUGAGAUCCGAAAAGCACUUGCCGACGCGAAAGCCAACUUACGGCCCAGUCGACGAUCCGAGGAGCAGAUCGGUCCAGACACCAAGGUUUCAUCAAGACGAGCAUCGGUUGCGAGUCCCUCACGAAGUCCCCCACCACUAGGUGGUGCUUCGAAUCGCCGGAAGACUGGACGAAGUGAGAUAACAAGAAAUGAUUUAUUGUGGACCCAGGCGACAUCUGAAAAUCUGAGAGACUUUGCUGCUAAGGGUGACGAAGUGGGAGUUGUCAGUAUCCUGAACAUCCUGCAAAAGGCCGACAACGCAUCUUUGAUUGCUGCUGCAAAGGGUGGUCAUCACGAUGUUCUUUCCCUCAUGUACGCGAUGGGAGAUGCCGAUGCCGACCCUGACCCCCUGCGCGGCCACAAGCCAGGCUAUAAUACUCCCAUGCUCGCAGCGAUCGGAAGAGGCAAGUCUGAUGUUAUCAGUCUAAUUCUUUCUCAACCUGGUUUUAAUCCUACUCGUCGACUUUUCGAAGACCGAUCUUACCACGAGCUUUCCCGGGCCCGGCAAGGUGAGGAUUGGGAGGAAGAGUACGACAUUUUAAAGGCCGCUUAUGAGAAGGCUGGAGGCUCUGAGAAAGAUCGCAAAGAUCUGCCUUCACCACGACGAGCGCGUCCCAAAGAGAAGGACGACAAACGAUCAUCGCGGAGAGAAUCAUCUUCUCCCGUGGCUCUACAGAAAAAAUCCGUUGAAAGUCCAAAUGCCAACCGCCCACGGUCUGCCAAGGAGGUGCAAGUGAUGAAGGAGAAAAGACGUGAAAAAGAGAAGGCGCGCGAGAUGAGCCGGCCCAAGUCGUCUGCUCGUGAUGCUAGUGAUGCUCUCGCCAGCUCCGAUCAUGAUUCGGCACGUACCGACCCCGUCAAGCCUAAAACUGGCCUUUCUGCUCGUAGAGGCAGCGAGUCAAGUGGUGUGGCUCGAAGUGAAGAGGUGAAGAAGAGACGCCUCAUCGCAGGGCGACGCCCUCAGGAUCGUGACCGCAGACCGAGUCUCUUUUCGUCCGAUUCUCUUUCUGGUCGUGAGGAGACACCAAAAUCACGACACGAUACCCUUUCCGAAACCAACUCCUCCCUCAAGCGCAUCCGUGCAGACGACGCCUCCCCUCCCCGAUCUCGCUCUCGCGACACAGAAAGUGAUCGACUAUCACCCGAACGGAAAAAGAAACGACGCGUUGUUGCCGAAGAGAAGUCCGCAAAUAUGCCUAACGGUGACUCUAAGAAACAGGAGGAUGCAGGUGCCAGACGCAAACUUGGCCCUCCCUUGAAGAAACCAGACCCCCCUUCACACGCCCCGGAUGACGCACCGUCAGAAGAGAAUGGUGCAGUCAAGACCGAACCCCAGGAGCCCGCUGCAAGUUCAGUCGCUGAGGUACCCACAAACACAAAGCGCGAAGCUCAAGAAGCUGAGAAGCGUCGAGAGGCGGAGGCAAAGAAAGCCGAAGAGGAACGUGUGGCCGAAGCAAAACGUCGCGAAGAAGAAGAAGAAGCGGAACGUGAGGCCAAACGCAAGGCCAAACGCGAAGCAGAGCGUGAAGCCGAACGGGAAGCCGAACGUGAGGCGGAGCGUGAGGCGGAACGUGCUCGUCUUGCUAAGGAAGAAGCCGAUCGAGCUGCCCAAGCUGCCCGUGCUAAGGUCGAAGAAGAUGAACGCAAGCGCAAGGAAGCCGAGCAGCGACGCGUGAAACAAGCUGAAGACGAGCGCCAAAAGCGCAUGGAGCAAGAACGAGCUCGCCUUCUGAAGAUCCGUCGCGACCAAGAGGCCCUGGAGCAACGACGUCGGGAUGCUCUGCCAGGCCGCCUUCGCAUAUCCGCCAACUUCGUGGGCUCUAAUGAUCCCCGCGCUCGAAGUCAUUCCUGGCUUACGAACUUCAUGCCUCUCGUCACGGCGACUACCCGGCAACUCGAGCCCAACUGUGUCGGAGAGAUGGCGGAUGAGAAAUGGAUCCCGAAUUACUUGGUUGCACCCCUGCUGGCGACCAAUGACCUCCAACUCUCUCAAUGUGAGUGUCGUCUUUCCUUCUCCCACAAUGAUGAUAAAUUAACUAACCUCUUCCCCAUAGAUGCUAGCUGGGAGAAACGAAAUGCAACUGAAACUCAGCGCAUGAAUCUCUGGCGAUGCACCCGCCGGAUGCUGGUUUACACCGAUGACCCCAAAUACCGCAACGCAUCGUUCGGAGAGAUCAUGCAGCUGGAUUGCGACACACGGCCCAAGUACUUCGAAAUGGAGCAUAUUUUCUGGAUUCGACUUUCUGAUUUCACAGACCUCGUUCCACACAUUCCGCAUCUCAAUGGUCUCGACCUGAAUUUCCUCAGCAUGCAUAUCGACCCUGAGCCAUCGGAGGCUCCGACUGCGGUGGAAAACGCCCAAGUCAAUGGGCACCCCUCGGGCACCCCUGCGACCGAGACCAAUGGUUCCACAGGACUGAAUGGCCAUAGCUUGCCUCGGCCUGGUACAUACUUCUAG
This is a messenger RNA of Penicillium waksmanii, 3795 nucleotides long. RefSeq names its product putative histone deacetylase complex subunit (Hos4). The coding region runs from base 1 to 3795 and encodes 1264 amino acids. The record is from RefSeq and is a predicted model, not a curated record. Gene Ontology annotation, molecular function: protein binding. NCBI's taxonomy places the organism in Eukaryota, Fungi, Ascomycota, Eurotiomycetes, Eurotiales, Aspergillaceae. The transcript is spliced from 2 exons.